AUGGGGGGCAGCCUGACCCCUUUUCCCCCCCCAGAGCCCCUGUACCAGACCUACCGGCAGGCCGUCAUCCGCAAGGAGAUCCAGCGCCAGACCCUGCCCCGUAGCGCCAGCCCGAGCAGCUGGGACGGCGCCCCGGCGCCCCCCCCGGCGCCCCCCCCGGGCCCCCCCGGCGCCCCCCGCAGCACCCUCUGGCAGGACCUGCCGGCCGUGCGGGAGAGCGGCCUCCUCCGGCACAUCAGCCCCCAGGAGCGCAAGAUGCAGGAGAGCCUGUUCGAGGUGCUGACGUCGGAGGCCUCGUACCAGCGCUCGCUGCGGCUGCUGGCCGAGCACUUCGUGGGCUCGCGGGAGCUGGGCGAGACGCUGGGGCCCCGCGAGCGCCAGGCCCUCUUCUCCAGCGUCCUGCGGGUCAAGGAGAUCAGCGCCAGGUUCCUGGCGGCGCUGGAGGGGCGCGUGGCCGAGAGCCUGCAGAUCCGCGACCUGAGCGACGUGGUGGCCGCCCACGCCCGGCGCGACUUCCCCGCCUACGUGGACUACGUCCGCAACCAGCCCUACCAGGAGAAGGAGUACAGGGCCCUCAUGGAGCGAAACGGGCCCUUCGGGGCGGCGCUGGGCCGGCUGCAGGAGCACCCCCUGUGCCAGGGCCUGCCCCUCCUCUCCUUCCUGCUGCUGCCCUUCCAGCGCAUCACCCGCCUCAAGAUGCUCCUGGAGAACAUCCUGCACCGGGCGGAGGAGGGCUCGGAGCGGGAGCGAAACGCGCUGGACGCACUGGCCUGCGUCUCCCAGAUCAUUGAGGAGUGCAACUCGGAGGUGGGGCGCAUGCGGCAGAUGGAGGAGCUCAUCGAGAUCGCCGGGCGCAUCGACUUCGACCGGCUCAAGGCGGUGCCCAUCGUCUCGCAGGGCCGGCGGCUGGAGAAGCAGGGGGGCCUGGCCGAGGUGCUGCCCCGGGGGUCCCUGUUCGGCUCCAAGCCCCGGACGGUGCCGAUCCACCUCCUCCUCUUCAGCGACCUGCUGCUGCUCACCCGGCGCAGGAGCAUGGGGCGCUUCGUGGUGCGGGACUACGGGCACCGCUCGCUGGUCUCGGUGCAGGGGGUGGGGCAGCCCCCCCCGGCGCCCGGCCUGGGCCAGGCCUUUUACCUCACCCUGCUGGAGAACCACCGGGGCCAAGCCUGCGAGCGUCUCUGCCGGGCCCCCAGCCAGUCGGACAUGCACCGAUGGAUGGAGGCCUUCCCCCAGCACGGCGCCCCCCCCAGCCUGCCCCAGGAGAUCAUCUACGAGGACUGGGGCCUGGCCUUCGACUCCUGGGACCUGGAUUUCUACACUGAGCUCUUCAAGAAAUUCGGGCACAACCCGACCAGCGUGGAGUGCUUCGACCUGGCCCAGUCCAACAGGGCACCUCCUGGCAGAUGUGGAAGAGGUCCUGGGAUCACUGUUCGAGUCCAUCAUGCAGACCCAGGAGAGCAGCAGCCCCAACGUCGUCAUGUUCUCGGACAACAGCAGAGGUGGCCCUGUUCAGCGGUGCGAAGACUGGGGCGGGCGGAUCCAGGACAUGCAGCGCACGGGGCCCAUGCCAUCGCCGGCACGGCCGGGUGCAGCUUCGGAAACCUGCACAUCCCUGAUCCCCGCCAUGGCGGUGCUGCAUUUCUACCAGCGCCCCGGGGCGGAGGGUGUCCCUGUCUCCCUGCUGCGCUCGGCCCAGGCGGUGCUGGGGGGCAUCCGCGCCCUGCACAGGGAGCUGUGCUACAACGUCAGCUGGACAGGCUGAACUUCUCCACGGCGUUCUCCACCAACGUGGUGUCCGUGUGCCGGGCUGCAGGGCUGGGCUGUGUUGACCGUGUCGAGUGCUCCCGCCGGUACCUGCUGCAGUGUGCCCGACACCCCACACCCCCUGAGGAGGCCGCCCUGGUGGCGGUGCUCAGUGACCGGAUGACGGAGCAGCGCUACGAGGAGCCAAUCCGCAGCUUCGCCGUGGCCACCCACCCUGCCCCCACCUGGCAUGUGGAUGUGCUGGGGGGGGGCCGCACCGAGCUGGAGCAAGCCAACCAGGAGCUGGGCCUGGCCUUCGACUCCUGGGACCUGGAUUUCUACACUGAGCUCUUCAAGAAAUUCGGGCGCAACCCGACCAGCGUGGAGUGCUUCGACCUGGCCCAGUCCAACAGCGAGCACAGCCGACACUGGUUCUUCAAAGGGCGCCUCCUGGUGGACGGGAAGGAGGUCUCGGAGUCGCUGUUCGAGUCCAUCAUGCGGACCCAGGAGAAGAGCAACCCCAACAACGUCAUCAAGUUCUCGGACAACAGCAGUGCCAUCCAGGGCAGGGCCGUGUGUUCCCUGUGGCCCCGCGACCCGUCCCGCCCCAGCCGCUUCGAAAAGAGAACGUCGACCCGGCAUGUCAUCUUCACUGCAGAGACCCACAACUUCCCCACGGGGGUGGCCCCAUACAGCGGCGCUGCAACGGGAACAGGUGGGCGGAUCCGGGACGUGCAGUGCACGGGGCGUGGGGCCUACGUCAUCGCCGGCACGGCGGGGUACAGCUUCGGAAACCUGCACAUCCCUGGCUACCCUCUGCCCUGGGAGGACCCGGCAUUGCCCUACCCCAGAAACUACGCCCAGCCCCUGCAGGUGGCCCUC
Molecule: messenger RNA, 2625 nt
Organism: Chelonia mydas (Green sea turtle)
Lineage: Eukaryota; Metazoa; Chordata; Testudines; Cheloniidae
Exons: 20
Biological process (GO): activation of GTPase activity
Molecular function (GO): guanyl-nucleotide exchange factor activity
Source: RefSeq, a predicted model, not a curated record